Messenger RNA from Xiphias gladius (swordfish), 2595 nucleotides. RefSeq names its product PHD finger protein 24 (gene phf24). The record is from RefSeq and is a predicted model, not a curated record. Bases 1 to 1236 code for a protein of 411 amino acids. Gene Ontology annotation, molecular function: calcium ion binding. The transcript is spliced from 7 exons. Lineage: Eukaryota; Metazoa; Chordata; Actinopteri; Istiophoriformes; Xiphiidae.
AUGGGGGUGCUCAUGUCAAAGAAGCAGCAGGUGGAGAAGGUGCAGAAAUGCAGUGCCGUCGUCUCUGCCUUCCAGUCUGGCCUUAAGGAUCGUGCUGCUGCAGCCAAGCAGGCGGAAGGAGAAGUGGAGGAAGGUGACAGGCCUGCCAAAACCUCAGCCAAUCCUGAAGAGAAGAACACAGAGAAGGUGGAAAAAGAGGAAACAGACAAUAGCGCAGGUCCGUCGACCUCCCAGCAGGCCUCAGCUCCGGCAAGGGACGAGUGUAAGGUCAAUCAGGAGGCUUGGUCGAGGUUGCGGGAUGGGAAGGGAGUGGAACCUGAAGAUCUCGACAAGACACAUCAGCUCACGCCGCCUGCUUUCGUGCGGCCCAAAAGGGAGGCCGAUGACGACCAGCCUGUAGAAGUGGAGCUGGAAAAGAAAGAGCAGCCACCAAGUGAUGAGAUGUGUGACGUGUGUGAGGUGUGGACGGCCGACGACCUGUACCCCUGCAGGAUCUGCACACGCGUGUUUCACGACGGCUGCCUGAGGGAGUUGGGCUACCUGCGUGCCGAGGCCUUGCAGGAGAUGAGAGAUACAGCCCACUCUGUUACUGGAUGGAGCUGCUACUAUUGUGAUAAUCUGAAUCUACUCCUAACAGAGGAAGAGAUGUACAGCCUCUUGGAGACCUUUAAGCAGUGCAAGAUCAUCCCAGAGUCAUGCCUGGUAUCAGAUGAGCUGCUGCAGUACCGCCACUUUGUAUCUAAGCAGCAGUUUGAUAAGGACCUGACUGAUGAACAAGAGGAGGAAGUCCUGGCCCAGUUUGCAGCGCUUGAUCCUGAGAAGAAAGGUCACAUUGAAUGGUCGGACUUCCUCUACUUUGAGUCUCUGGCAAUGUUGAGGAAGUUUCGGACAGAGAACUCAAUGGUGCGCCUGUUGACUGCCAAGGAGAGAGAAAAAGCACGGUCAGUGUUCCUUGGUCUGGAUCUGGAUAAAGAUGGCAUGAUCACAAGAGCAGAAUGCCGCCAGGCCCAGCAGUCCUGGUUCCACAAUCUCAACAAAGACUCGCAGUCCUGCAAUGUGAGUAUUAGUCAAGUUGGCCCCAUAUGUGAGAGCAGUCCGGGAAGCUCUGGCAGCGAAAGGAGCAAGACUGGUGACAGCAGGCCAGUGACCUGGGCAGACUUUUUAAAGGAGAGUGCCAUAUAUAUUUUGGCUGCACGUCCCAAUAGUUCUGCCAUGCACAUCCACCUGCCUCUAUAGUCGAGGAUCCUCCACUGCACCCAAGCAGAGAGAGGGAGAGAGAGCUAGAGGGUGUACCUUAUAGUCUACAGAUGAGCGGAGGAAGAUAGAUGUGAUGACGUGAUGGCAUGAGGAAGGCAACGGAGUGAACUGGAUGAAGCACUGAGAGACAGCAGGGUGAGGCCAUCGACAGAAUCUCUCCUCCUCUGCGUCACCUCGAUCCACAACACUGACAACACACAUGCUGAUUGACCCACCGACGACGCAAGUGACAGCAGCUGUCACAGGUCCCAACUCUAAAAUCUGACGGUUUCUAACAAAUGUGAGCGAUAGCAGGAGGAAGACAACCACCCACUCAUGACUAGUCAGUCAGUCAGUGUUAUUUCUGAACCUUUGAGUGAAGAGAUUAUACACGCAGUCAGACAAACUCCUAGGGUACUCACACUCUGUUUUAAAUGACAAAUACUACACUCUAUGGCCAUCCAGCUACAUAACACACCUCUUCAUGCGGGUACAUUAAUUUGACAGGCUGUUACUCUUUCAAGUAUUCAUUCCUCUGGGCCUCAUCAUGUCCUAAUAAUAACUCCAUGCUACUGUAAUGGGAUUGUGUUAUUCACCAUCAAAAUUGUUAAUCACUAUAAACAGAGGCACAUGCCAAUUCAUAACUGGUACUGUUUGACCAAUGGAUACAUUUCGGAGAGUAGAUUAAGCAGCCGCCAUUAUCAGAACAUAUACCAAACAGAAAUGAUAGUUAUCUGCAUACAUAUUAAAUCAUGCUAUACAUACCAGUAUUUAUUAUGCAUUAAAAAUCCGUAUUUAUUCCUGUAACCUCUGAUGUAUCCUGUUUUUUUCCCAUUCUCAUCUGAGAAUAUAUGUUUUCCUGAAGUACUACAUGUGAAAAAGAAUGUGAAGUGAACAUUAAUGAAAGCUAAACCAUUAAGUGACUUGUAUAUACUGCCAUAUAGCACAUUUUCUUCCUGUUGUGCGCUCAGAGCUGCACUAUGACAAGGUGGAGACAUCUGCCCCCCUGCUCUAGUGUCAUUAUUUGCACUUUGGGAAUGAAAUGUAGUGAGACCACUCUGUGACAUAAUCAUGUAAUGAAUUGUUGAAAGACAGUGGGAGAUGUGAUGCAAACAUAUAUCCUUUGUUAAUAUGCAGAAGCAAUGUUUAAACUUGUUAUGGAAGACAUGGCAGGAAUUCUAUAAUGUUAAAGGUUAUUCAACAAUUUAAAUGCACAUGAAACUGCCCCUAGAAUCACUGGAAACAUACUUUAACAAAUAAAACGCCAUGUAGUGUUUAUGCCGUGUAAUGAAAGUUCUAUGCCAGUUCCUUUUAGUGAAUAAAGUAUGGUUAUGACAUGAAUGUUGGUAGUAUGAGGGA